AUGGUCGGGACUUCUGGACACUGGCAUCAGUUGGAUGUUGCGGUUGUUGGUGGUGGGAUUGGCGGUCUCGCAGCAGCAACGUCUCUUCGCAGAGCAGGUCAUAAAGUCACCAUCUACGAGCGUGCUGACUACGCCGGCGAAGUCGGAGCAUCGAUCAGUUGCGCGGCGAAUGGCACGCGGUGGCUCGAGGAAUGGAACGUCAAUAUCAGUCUCGGGAAGUCGGUCAUUCUGCAGAAAUUAAUCCGUCAUGAUUGGGAAACCGGCGAGGUGCAGGAUGUUUAUGAUCUCUCGGAUUAUAAGGAUCGAUGGGGAUAUGUGUAUAACAUGUUUCAUCGGGUGAAUAUGCAUGAAAUGCUUAUGGAUUCGGCGACGGGAGAGGGUGAGGGUGUUCCUGCGAAGUUGAUGUUGAAUCAUUCGUGUGAAUCGGUAGAUCAUGAGACAGGCGUGAUUACGUUCAAGAAUGGGGUCACGGCCAGACAUGAUUUGAUUAUCGGGGCGGAUGGAAUUGGAUCCGCCAUCCGCCGAACACUACACAUAAACCCCGAACGCAAACAAUCCACCUCGACCUGCUACCACUGCGUGGUAGAGACAUCCGAGGUGCGUCGUCUCGGCCUAACCGAUCUAUCGCCGAACUGCGCGAUCGAAUUCUGGGGCGGCCAAGGCAUCAACAAGAUCGUCUUUUCACCCUGUCGCAACGGCGAAAUCCACUCCUUCUACUGCUUCUUCCCGACCGUGAUGAGCGACCACGCCGAAGAAGGUUGGAACCACGAAGCAACGCACGAACAACUACUCGCUCCGUUCCCAACUCUUGAUCCUAGAUUACUGGCUCUGUUCCGAAAUUCAGUCGAUAUCAAGCCCUGGCGUCUAUUCGUACAUCAGCCCUACCCCUACUGGCAGAAAGGACGCACCUGUCUCCUCGGUGACGCCGCACAUCCUAUGCUCCCCGAUCAGAGCCAGGGCGCAUGUCAGGCUAUCGAGGAUGCCGCAGCGUUAGGACUCAUCUUUGGUCGCGCGUACUCGUAUACUGAGGAUGUGAGGGAGGGGUUGAAGUUGUAUGAGAAGAUUAGGAAGUUGAGGGCGACUCGUGUGCAGGCGGCCAGUGCCCGUGCCAGAGAGAAUAUCUCAGAGCGGAUUGGAUUUUCCAGUCAGAAGAGUAGUAAGCGAUAUCGCGUCGAGGAUGAGAAUACGAAAUUGACCAUCGAGGAGAUGAAUGAAUACGAUAUGCAUGAACAUGUUGCGUCGGAGGCAGCUCCUGAGUAUCGUGGGCCGAAAUGGACGGAGAGGUAUCAAGCAUUUGCCCAACAAUCCAAAUUGUGA
This is a messenger RNA of Aspergillus tanneri, 1317 nucleotides long. RefSeq lists its product as uncharacterized. The record is from RefSeq and is a predicted model, not a curated record. The coding region runs from base 1 to 1317 and encodes 438 amino acids. NCBI's taxonomy places the organism in Eukaryota, Fungi, Ascomycota, Eurotiomycetes, Eurotiales, Aspergillaceae. The transcript has 5 exons. Gene Ontology annotation, molecular function: FAD binding; monooxygenase activity.